Messenger RNA from Colias croceus (clouded yellow), 1010 nucleotides. Its product is annotated as membrane-bound alkaline phosphatase-like. The record is from RefSeq and is a predicted model, not a curated record. The transcript is spliced from 2 exons. Lineage: Eukaryota; Metazoa; Arthropoda; Insecta; Lepidoptera; Pieridae. Gene Ontology annotation, molecular function: alkaline phosphatase activity. Bases 104 to 913 code for a protein of 269 amino acids. Gene Ontology annotation, biological process: dephosphorylation.
UGCGAAAUAUGUACCACGGGCGAAGCCGGGGCGGACCGCUAGUUGCUUAUAAUACUUUUAGGUAAUCCUCGGUGGAGGUAGAAGAGAAUUCAUCCCGAAUGAUAUGAUCGAUGAAGAGGGGACGGCUGGCAAAAGAGUGGAUGGACGAAAUCUUAUCGAAGAAUGGCAAAUGGACAAAAUUGCAAAAAAUGUCUCGUAUCAGUAUCUUUGGAAUCGAGAGCAGUUACUUAAUGUGAACGAAAAUUUACCUGAGUACUUAUUGGGCCUGUUCGAAGGAAGUCAUAUGCAAUACCAUUUAGAAGCAGACACGAGAACCGAACCUACGCUCGCCGAGCUAACGGAGGCCGCGAUACGAUCUCUCAGUAGAAACGAUAAGGGUUUCUUCCUUUUUGUAGAAGGAGGGAGAAUAGAUCACGCCCAUCACGAGAAUAAAGUGGCGAAGGCGUUGGACGAAACCAUCGAAUUAAGUAGAGCCGUGGCGCGCGCGGCCGAGAUGCUGUCCGAGGAAGAUUCCUUGAUAGUGGUGACUUCGGACCACGCGCACGUGAUGUCGAUCAGCGGCUACACGCACCGCGGCGGGGACAUCAUGGGGCCCUCGGACGACGUCGGCGACGACGGCCUCCCUUACAUGACGCUUUCGUACGCGAACGGGCCCGGCUAUCGGCCACACAGCGCCGAUGGAAGAGUCGACAUUAUGAAGGAAGACAACUAUGGUGACGCGAACUGGGAGUGGCCGGCGGCGGUGCCGCUGAGCUCGGAGACGCACGGCGGCGACGAUGUGGCGGUGUUCGCGCGCGGGCCGCAGCACGCGCUCUUCUCCGGCCUGUACGAGCAGAGCCACAUCCCGCACUUCCUGGCCUACGCCUCCUGCAUCGGACCCGGCCCGCAUGCCUGCCAAGCCCGCGCCCCUUAAACUGUCCUUUAUAUCAUCCAAUCUAUAAAGUAAGAUGUGAUUCAAAUCAGUUUCAUGACAUAAUACACAAAAUAAUUAAUAUAUUGCCGCACAAGUA